Molecule: messenger RNA, 1841 nt
Organism: Eublepharis macularius
Lineage: Eukaryota; Metazoa; Chordata; Lepidosauria; Squamata; Eublepharidae
Gene: PRMT3
Product: protein arginine methyltransferase 3
Exons: 17
Coding region: 59-1738 (559 amino acids)
Biological process (GO): peptidyl-arginine methylation
Cellular component (GO): nucleus
Molecular function (GO): protein-arginine N-methyltransferase activity
Source: RefSeq, a predicted model, not a curated record
CACACGUGUGGAAGAGGCUUGUUAUGACGGCGCCGUUGGAGCGAAGUAGUCGGUAGCGAUGAGCUCGCGGAAAGCUUUGCCUGGUGGUGAGGCGCAAGUUGUGGCAUCUGCGUCUGGGGCCGAGCCGUGUUUGUCUGACAGCGGGAGUGAGAGUGCCUGGGAGGAGGUCGAGGAGGACCCAGAGGGCCCUGCGUUGCAGGCUCGGUGUCUUUUCUGUGACAGGUGUUUCAGUUCACCCGAAGAUGUAUUUUGCCACUGUUCAUCCGACCACAGGUUCAGUAUUGAGACUAUGGUUCGUAAACAUGGACUUGAUUUUUAUGGAUAUAUCAAGCUAGUAAACUUCAUUAGAAUGGAAAAACCAACUCUAGAGUGUCUUACUUCAACCAGUGCACCUGCUCCCUGGGAAGGAGAGGAGUAUUUGAAGCCUGUGCUUGAAGAUGAUCCUUUACUCCAGUAUGAUAUAGAGGAUGUUACUGACUGUACCAAUACCUCUUAUCCUUAUGGGCUAAUUGAGUCUUCAUCUCUCCUGGAACGCUUGAAAUGUGCAGAGCAUAGAGCAGAGUUAGCAGAAGCUGCAUUGGCCAGAGCCCAGGAAGACCUUCAUAAAAUGAAACAAUUUGCACAGGAUUUUGUGAUGAAUGCAGAAGUCAGAAGCAACUCAGCAGCUAGUGCCAUUGCAGAUCUCCAGGAGAAUGAGGAGGAUGUUUAUUUCAGUUCUUAUGGGCACUACGGGAUACAUGAAGAGAUGAUAAAGGAUAAAGUGCGUACAGAAAGCUACCGUGACUUCAUAUAUCACAACCCCCACAUCUUUAGAGAUAAGAUCAUCUUAGAUGUUGGCUGUGGAACUGGAAUCCUUUCUAUGUUUGCUGCAAAAGCAGGUGCGAAGAAGGUCAUUGGAGUGGACCAGUCUGACAUUAUUUAUCAAGCCAUGGACAUCAUUAGACUCAAUGGACUUGACGAUACCAUUUCUUUAAUUAAAGGAAGAAUUGAAGAAGUUGAUUUGCCUGCUGAAAAAGUUGAUAUUAUAAUUUCUGAGUGGAUGGGAUAUUUCCUUCUUUUUGAGUCAAUGCUGGAUUCUGUGAUUUAUGCAAGGAACAAGUACCUGGGAAAAGGUGGUUCAGAAACCAAGGUUCAAAAAGGCUGGCAAUAUUGUUGCAGUUGUCUAGCAACCUCCAUAACAACUACAGAGACCUCAGGGCAGUCAUUUCUUAAAGUAUAUCCUGAUAUCUGUUCCAUAAGCUUGGUGGCUGUAGGUGACCUCAAUAAGCAUGCGGACAGGCUAGCUUUCUGGGAUGAUGUGUACGGCUUCAACAUGUCCUGUAUGAAGAAAGCUGUAAUUCCUGAAGCUGUUGUGGAUGUAUCAGAUUCAAGUACCCUUCUGUCUGAAAGUUGCGUCAUCAAGUGGAUAGACUGCAAUGUUGUAUCGGCUUCAGAACUGGAAUUUUCGUCUGAAUUCACUCUGACAGUUAUGAAGACUUCACUGUGUACGGCUAUUGCUGGAUACUUUGAUAUAUAUUUUGAGAAGAAUUGCAAUCAAAAAGUCUUGUUCUCAACUAGUCCUUGUAGUGCCAGAACACAUUGGAAACAAACCCUCUUUUUUCUGGAGAAUCCAAUUCAUGUGGGAAAAGGUGAAGAACUGAAAGGAAAGAUAACUAUCCACAAAAACAGAAAAGAUCCACGUUCACUCAUAAUAACCCUUUCAGUUAAAGAUGUGAAGCAGACAUACAGUCUUCAGUGAAGAUUACUCAACAACCAGCUUUUGCGAGAGAUGCCUUUAAAACAUGCCUCAUGUUUUCAGACACAUGCAUCUCAAUAAAAACUGAUUAUUUGGUUUAAAUUCA